AUGUACCGUACCGUAGCCUCAUCGCCAACGCGCCCAAACAACCUGUUGUACGAGCGCCAGAAGCUCCAAGUCUACCGCAUACACAUCGAUCAAGCCUGCGCAACACUACCAAGCGUGCAUGCAGAGGACAUCACCCAUCGCCGCCGGUCCGCUCUCGAUCAGAUCGAGUGCGACGGCAUCCGGCACAUAGCACUCUUCCUGCCAUUUACUGGCGAGGCCGAGAAACCUGACGCUUGGAUUAAGCAGACAUGGUUUGCUUUGAAGGAGGCUUGCGUUGUUUGA
Molecule: messenger RNA, 282 nt
Organism: Plenodomus lingam JN3
Lineage: Eukaryota; Fungi; Ascomycota; Dothideomycetes; Pleosporales; Leptosphaeriaceae
Source: RefSeq, a predicted model, not a curated record